AGCAUAACAUAUUUCAAGGUUUUAGACGAGCUCAUCUCUCACCAUCGCUGCCCAGUUGUGGCCUCUGUAUGCGAACAACACGUACGCUCUUGCUGCUCAGUGUCAGACAACAAAGGCGUCCUGAUAGCCCUUGCGAUUGUAUAGUUCCAGAGUGCGUAUCUGCUAAACUGCAAGUUGAACAGACGUUCGUGAGAUUUUUCGGGCGCCAUGGCUCUGAGGUGGGGCAUCGUGGGAGCGGGCAUGGUCAGCGAGGACUUCACCAACGCCCUCAAUUUCCUGCCUUCUUCGUCGCAUGUCGUGGCUGCCGUAGCAUCCAGGAGUCUGACUUCCGCUAAAGACUUCGCCGAUCGAUUUGCGAUUCCCGUUGCUUAUGGCAGUUACCAGGAUCUCGCCCGAGACCCUGAUGUCGAUGUUGUCUACUUAGGCGUCAUCCCACCCCCUCACCUGGAGGUGAUCAGCCUGAUGCUUCGUUCAGGUAAACCCGUUCUCUGCGAAAAACCGCUUUGCGUGAACGCCAAGGAGACCAGGCAGGUGAUCAACUUGGCUCGAGAGAAGGGCGUGUUCCUGAUGGAGGGAAUUCAAGGCAGGAGUGCCCCCGUGUACCAUCAGCUUCGUCAGCGACUUCAAGAAGGCGAAAUCGGCGACGUCCGCCAGGUCAUCGUGAAUCAGGGGUGGCCUGCCCAACACCUCCCGAAGAUCUCAGAGAAGGGCCAAGGAGGAGGAAUCUCCCUGAAAUACGGGACUCUGUCUGUCCAGUUGGUCUCCUUCGUCAUGAAUGGAGAUAAACCAACGACAAUAUCAGCUGCAGGAAUCAUCAAUCAGAAUGGAGUUGACGUAGCGACCGGAGUUACUCUAGUCUACCCGGGAGAAAGAAUGGCGACCAUUUGCAUGUCAGCGACCUGCAAGCUGCCCUGCGAUGCCCUCAUCGUCGGAACAAAGGGAACCAUAAAGGUCAACGCUCCCAUGUGGGCGCCGAAGAGCAUGGACACGCCGUCCGGAAUAUUCGAGGUUCCUUACCCAGACCUCGGGAAGCCCUUGAAUUUCAACGGGACCCAGGGAUUCGUCUACGAGGCAGAGGAAGUUCGCAGAUGUCUAAAGAAUGGGUUACUGGAAAGCCCGAAUGUCCCUUGGCAGGAGAGCAUUACCAUCUCUGAAAUCAUGGAGGAGGUAAGGAUGCAACUGGGGGUGACCUACGACCAAGACUGAGCUCCUUCGUCGGAUCCUGAGAAUGUCCAAGUCUUCUAAAAAGUGUCGACCGCAUUAAAGGCAAUAAUAUGUAAACUACCUCUCAAUCUGAUACUGUAAAAUGUUGGCAGUAUGCGGGAUCAUAAGUUGCAAGGGAUAGGCCAAGUUUCUUUACAUACGAAUCGUAAAAUGAAGGGACUUGAAAUGAUUAACCAUAAAAAUGAUGGCAGUACUUGUUGGAGCAAGCCUCCGCAAAAUGUAGAAUCUGUGAAAAGAGUGCAAAUGGCUGAAAAUUUAUAUUAAUGUGAGGUCACUGCAAAAAAAAAAAAAAAUUCAUCUCUAGAUAUAUAGAUUCAGUUUAGAUGAUAUGGAAUUAAUGUUGUCUUGAACACAUCUCUUUCUUGAAAAGUAGGGCCUUAUAACUUUGUUUAUGCAUUCAUUUAGAUCCUCUGAAUAUUUUCAUGUAUUUGGAGCUGGGAAAUUUGAGUGCUCUGCUCAAGGAAUUUGUGUGAGUAUCUAGUGUAUAUAAGAUAUUUAUUUAUGUGAUAGACACUAAUGAAUCUUCAUGCCUCAUUCCUGUUUUGUAUUUCUGAAUGAUAGGAAUAAUAAAGAAUUUAGAAGCUC
Messenger RNA from Macrobrachium nipponense, 1809 nucleotides. Its product is annotated as trans-1,2-dihydrobenzene-1,2-diol dehydrogenase-like. The record is from RefSeq and is a predicted model, not a curated record. NCBI's taxonomy places the organism in Eukaryota, Metazoa, Arthropoda, Malacostraca, Decapoda, Palaemonidae. Gene Ontology annotation, molecular function: nucleotide binding. The transcript has 8 exons. Bases 208 to 1206 code for a protein of 332 amino acids.